GAGCUUGAGCGGCUUGAAACUGAGAGGAGGAGGACGGUGACCUCUCGGCGGCCCGCCUUUCUUGACUGCAGCCUUCAUCCUCCCGGCCCUAACCUUAACUCUAACGCUGAAAAAUAGCGCUAGUGGUAGAUUUGGUUCUCGUUUCCUCUGCGGAUCGGCCGCCGGGAGAAUGGGGAUGGCCUCCCAGGACGCGAUCAAGCAGCUCGCUGCGCUCAUGGACCAAGUGGAGGAGUCGCUGAAGAGCACAUUUCAGAACAUGCACCAGGGAUAUCCAAAUGAAACUUUCGUGCGCUUUCUCAAAGCAAGAGAGUGGAAUGUCGGUAAAGCUCAUAAAAUGUUGGUGGAUUCCUUGAAUUGGAGAAUUCAAAACAGGAUUGACAACAUUUUGUCUAAACCCAUAAUUCCAGCAGACCUAUAUAGAGCAAUACGCGAUUCACAGCUCAUAGGAUUGUCUGGAUAUUCAAAGGAGGGGCUUCCAGUGAUUGCAAUUGGUGUUGGACACAGCACCUUUGAUAAAGCAUCUGUCCACUACUAUGUGCAGUCACACAUUCAAAUUAAUGAGUACCGGGAUCGUGUAGUUCUGCCUGCUGCAACAAAGAAGUAUGGGCGGCAUAUAGGCACAUGCCUGAAGGUCUUGGAUAUGACUGGGCUAAAGCUUUCUGCAUUAAGUCAAAUAAAGCUAUUAACCAUCAUAUCUACUGUUGACGACCUAAACUAUCCAGAGAAGACAGGAACUUACUAUAUAGUCAAUGCUCCAUAUAUAUUUUCCGCAUGCUGGAAGGUUGUGAAGCCUCUUUUGCAAGAAAGGACAAGAAGGAAAGUGCGAGUACUGCAAGGUUGUGGCCGAGAUGAGUUAUUGGAGGUAAUGGAGUAUGAGUCUCUUCCACAUUUCUGUAGAAGAGAAGGAUCUGGAUCGUCUCGUUAUUCUCCAGGAGCUGAUGACUGCUUCUCCUUAGAUCAUCCUUUUCAUCAACAGCUCUACAGCUACAUCAAGCAGCAAGCCUUACACCAGGAAUUCGUUGCUCCCAUCAAACAAGGGUCCUUCCAUGUAGAUGUGCCUGAAUCAGACCUUGAGGGAACAAACAUUGUUAAAACUAUAGAGUCUGAGCUCCAUAACAUUGAUGACCGAAAUGGGCUUCCUCACUCAAUGAACAAGCUUAAAAUUGACAGUGCAUGAAAGUGCACUUGCUAGGGAUAAUAUUUAAAACUACAGUUUGCCCUUGCUAAUCCCCUAACAAAGGUUUGUGCAGUAAAUCAGUUUGAGUUCUGUUGUUUUUCCGUCCAGACACAAUUGUUGAUGUACAAGAAGUGGGUGCGCCCCCUCAGUGCUGGCUCUAUAGGAGGGUGGAGACAGCAACAAAGGCCCUCUAAUAUUUAGCCCGGUAGGGGGAGAGAGUUGCAAGUCAUAGUGUAACUUAAUCUGAAAAUAUAUCGCAAAUGUUCGGUAGUCUAAAUACUUAUUUCUCUAGGUUAAAUGUUACCAGAAGCUUGUAGUAUUUUGCAUAUUGAAGUAUAUGUUGUAUGUUGUAUGGCCUGCUCUAAUUUUCAGGGCAUAAUAAAAUGAAUUUUUCUGAUAACA
Messenger RNA from Phoenix dactylifera (date palm), 1579 nucleotides. Its product is annotated as phosphatidylinositol/phosphatidylcholine transfer protein SFH9-like. The record is from RefSeq and is a predicted model, not a curated record. Lineage: Eukaryota; Viridiplantae; Streptophyta; Magnoliopsida; Arecales; Arecaceae.